Messenger RNA from Durusdinium trenchii, 957 nucleotides. The record is from the annotation of a GenBank genome assembly. NCBI's taxonomy places the organism in Eukaryota, Dinophyceae, Suessiales, Symbiodiniaceae.
AUGCCUUGGCAAGUCUAUGCCUCUCUGCUGCCGAUCAUUGGCGGUGUGGGCAUUGCGAGCGCCUCUGAGCUCUCCUUCAACUGGCUCUGCUUUGGAGCUGCCAUGGGCUCCAAUUUGGGCUCCGCCUCACGAGCUGUCUACAGCAAGAAGGUGAUGAAGGGAGACAUUGGUGAGAACAUGGAUUCGAGCAACACCUUCUCCGUCCUGACAAUCAUGGCCACCUUCAUGCUGAUCCCCAUCAGCUUGGCCAUUGAGGGCCCCACCGCAAUGGUCAAGGGCUUCAAGGUGGCCUUGUCCGCCGGCGGCAGCCACUUCAUGUGGCAGAUGAUCCUCAGCGGCUUCUACUAUUACAUGUACAACGAGGUGGCCUUCCAAGCACUUGGCAAGCUGGAUCCUGUGUCCCACGCGGUGUGCAACACUAUGAAGCGCGUGGUCAUCAUCAUCACCGCCAUCUUCGUGUUCCGCAAUCCAGUGACCCCCCUGGGCAUUUUGGGCAGCUGCGUCGCCAUCGCAGGCACGCUCAUCUAUUCCCUCGCCAAGAACAAGUACAGCAAGAAGCGACCCUGGCAGCUUUCAGCCCCCGCGCGCGGAAUGUUUUUGCGCAGUUUUCUGAGCGCCGCGCUCGGUGUGGUUUUUCUCGAUGUGGUUUUCCUCACGGCGGACGGUGUGGGUGGUGCCAUCGGGCGAGGAUUCCAAAGAUCCUGUGUUGGGGGCAUGACCAAGAUGAAAAAGUUGCGACCACGAUUCGGUGCCGUGGAGAUCAACAUGGAUAUGUAUUUGUGCGUCAACCCUGCAUGCAGAAAGCUGCCCAAAAACAUUAUGUAUCACAUGAGCCGAGCCUAUGAUGAGCCUCACAUGGUGUCUUCCAAAGUGAUGAACCCAAUCGGUCGAUGUUCACUACCCAAUCAGCAGCAUUCCUGCAGAUGUUCCUUUUGCCUUUUUGAGCAACUGAUUUAA